Messenger RNA from Amphimedon queenslandica, 1331 nucleotides. RefSeq lists its product as uncharacterized. The transcript is spliced from 3 exons. The coding region runs from base 70 to 861 and encodes 263 amino acids. NCBI's taxonomy places the organism in Eukaryota, Metazoa, Porifera, Demospongiae, Haplosclerida, Niphatidae. The record is from RefSeq and is a predicted model, not a curated record.
GUAUACCCCAUAAAUGAACGCACAUCCGUCAAGAAUUUGCACAGCAAAGUGUUGAGUAAACUUGUGGUGAUGGGAGGCAUUAUCAGUUUUUUUAGAGGUUGGAGAGCGGAUGGCCGCAGUUAUGAAAAUUUGCUGGCAAAAUCAUCAAGCGAUGAGCAACAGCAGGAGACUGCUCUCACCAACCCCGUCUUUGAUUUUUCCUAUUCUAGUAGAUUAUCAAGCAAUGUGGAUGAGAACCAGUCAAAUGUAGAAGACCAGGAACAACCAAAGAGGAAGCAGGGACCUCUCUUCACAGCAAGAACAGUGCAAGUCACCCUACUAGAGUCUGGGGAUCGCUAUGAAGAGAUAAACUCCAUUGUAUCUAACGUACUCCAGCUGUACAAACCCAUUGAAGUCCGUAAGGAAGGGAUAAGGAAAACACUAGUGGGUUUCAAAGAAGCACUAGGCCUUUACGAGACUGCAGCCAUACCAGGCUGCUUCAAGGUACUAAGAGAGAAGUUUAGCUCAACGACACAAUUGGAGCUCAUUUGUGCCGGAACGGAGCCAAUCAAAAUGAAAAUAAACGAUUUCUCGACGCCAUCCGAUCAUUUGAAAGCAGUUGAUGAAGGAGCAAAGAAAGCCAUCACUCUCCUCAACGCCUGUCUCAAUCAUUGCCAGAAGUUUACUGGAGAGAAAGAGCUGAAGUUAGUAGAUAUUGAAGUACGACUAGAGGAUCUUCAGCUAAUGCCUUUGACGAAAGAGGGACAGUUGUUAUAUGCAGCCGUCAAUGAGAUCCCAUCCUAUAUAGAGGAGCUAUCGUUAGAUAUUGGGGUAUUAUUGCAAGACAUAUACAAAGCUCAACCCAUUCUGAGACCACAAUAGAAAAGAUUAACUAUUCUAAAAUUAAAUUAUUAUUAUUAUUAUUAUAAUGACAGGUCUAAUCAGGGCAAAAACUACUCAGCUGUAUAAAAUAGUAAAAGUAUAAGCAAGCAUUUUAUUUUUAUACCAUUGUGUCUUUGUGCAUUGUUAUAACUAAAAUUCAUUUAAAUUAAUUAACUAUUAUUUAAUUAACAUUAAUUAGUUGGAAAGAGGUAUGGGAGCGAUUUGCAGCAGACUCAAGGUACGAGUGAGAACGAAAUACCAUACUCUGAGGACCGAAUCGCCUGGAGACCAUACUGACGGCCAGGGAAAUGGUUUCUUGUCCUCGCUACAAGAGAAACCCGUGGAGCCUUGGUCAGAGGCAGGGGAGCGUUGUUACAAUGAUGAGGAGGAGCCAUGCACGAGUAAAACAGAACUUGCAUUAAGAGAGCAGGCCCAAGCAGAGAGCUCGUUCGAUAACAUCGCCACACAAA